Molecule: messenger RNA, 1041 nt
Organism: Diplodia corticola
Lineage: Eukaryota; Fungi; Ascomycota; Dothideomycetes; Botryosphaeriales; Botryosphaeriaceae
Product: pq loop repeat protein
Exons: 2
Coding region: 1-1041 (346 amino acids)
Biological process (GO): basic amino acid transmembrane export from vacuole
Cellular component (GO): fungal-type vacuole membrane
Source: RefSeq, a predicted model, not a curated record
AUGUUCCCACCAUCACAGGGCCUCAGUCUCGACAUUGAUGCCAUCAGCGGCAUCACUGGCUCAAUUUCCAUCGCAUGCUGGGUUGUGGUGUUCUCGCCGCAAAUCAUUGAGAACUUUCGCCGCGGUUCCGCAGAUGGAUUGUCGGUCGUCUUCAUUGUUGUCUGGCUGCUCGGCGAUGUCUUCAACAUUAUUGGCGCCGUGUUGCAGCGGGUGCUGCCCACAAUGAUCAUCCUGGCCAUCUACUAUACGCUCGCCGACAUCGUUCUGCUCGCACAAUGUUUCUACUACAAGGGCUUCACGUUGAAGGACGAGGUUGGAAAGCCGGCGGAUGACGAUGAGCCGCCGAGAGAGCCGACAGAGACGUCGGCGCUGCUGCGUCCCAAUGGCAAUGGCCAUGGCCAGUCGAGGUCUGCCCGCAUUAGCGAUGCCGAGCGGCGGUCGUCGUACUCGUCCUUUACCGAGCGGUUGUUCCACGACGGAGAACACCUGUCGCCCGCGACGCCUUUUGUCGACACACCCGCACCGGCCUCUGCGCCACGGCCUUCUCGCUCGGCGCUCAAGUCGGUCCUCUUCAACCUCGUCGCCGUCGUUCUGGUGUGCGCGGCUGGCUUCCUCGGCUGGCUUCUCACAUACCAGCCACCGGCAAACAACACGACAGAUGAGGGCGAGGACAGCAUCCAGUUCAACGUCCUAGGCCAGAUUGGCGGCUACAUCUGCUGUGCCCUGUACCUAGGAUCGCGGCUCCCACAGCUGUACCUGAACUACAAGCGGCAGAGCACAGAGGGAAUAUCUAUGCUGUUCUUCAUCUUUGCGUGCCUCGGCAACCUGACCUAUGUCAUCUCCAUUCUGGCGUACAAGCCUGUAUGCCACGGACAUGGCGGGCACUGCAGGCCGGGCGAGGCCAGCAUAAUCUACGGACGCUAUUUCCUCGUCAACCUCAGCUGGCUGCUGGGAAGCUUCGGGACGCUUCUGCUGGAUGCGGGCGUGUUUGUACAGUACUUCAUGUAUAGGAAGGAUGACUCGGAUGAGGCAGUGGCAUAG